Molecule: messenger RNA, 3585 nt
Organism: Linum trigynum
Lineage: Eukaryota; Viridiplantae; Streptophyta; Magnoliopsida; Malpighiales; Linaceae
Source: the annotation of a GenBank genome assembly
CCAUUGCAUAAAAAUUAAAAAAGUUUAGGUACCGAAAUGUCAUUAUGAAAAAAUUUAGGUGCCAAUUGCCAUCCAUAUUAGUGGAUUGAUAGAUUGUUGUAAAAUUAUUGUUUUGUCACAUCCGAAACCUAAAGUUUGAUUUUUAACAACAAAAAUUACCAAAUUACAAGUUGGUGCCUGAAUUAUCAUAGAACAUUACUUUAGUAAUUAAACUUAUCAAAACUUUCAGAAUGAUCCAAAAGUUAGAUGUCACUUGAAUCCAAAAAUCCAUGACAAGUCUGUUUCAUAAAUCCCUGAAUCUAUUUAAUUCAUUCCACGAAUCCAUAAAUCCAAUCUACUUGUCACCUAAGAUCAUAGGCGGAGGGAGAGGGUCUGGGAGAUGUCAAAUGACACUGGUAAAUUCUGGGCUAAGAAAACCCAUAUGUAUGUAUAGAUCAAGGAUACUCGUGACUUCUAUGCGAUAUAAGAGUGUUCUACCGCUAUACUACAAGUCAUAUCUUGUUUGAUCAGGAGAAGUUGUUGUGUCUUACUAGAUUUUGUUCACUGAGUUUAGUUUCGCUCAUGACACCAUUAUUCGACAACACAACUUGUUGGGUAUUAUCAUGAUGUUAUGGCUUAUGAAAGAUUUGUUGAAUUUUAACUAAACUUUGAUGAAUUCUCUCAAAUAAUGGUAAAGACAAAACUUCAUCAAUCAUAUCCGUAAGUUUAAUUUGUUUGCUUCUGACGCUAGUUUUGACUUUACGCGUUGCAACGGCAAGUGUAGAAAAAGCAGUUUUAGCUUUUGAGCUAUAUUAGCCUCGUAGAUGAAUUGGUGGUCAGUUUCUUAAUAAUUGUUUAGUUGGAUACCAUUGGGAAAAAAACCUUACUUAAUAAGAGUGUAAACAAGAAAUAUAUUUUUUCGUUUCUUUCAAGAGUACGAAAACGCAUAGAAAACAAUGACUGUAUUAAUUGAGUAUUUCUUUAUUACCUAUGAAUGAAUUAUUUGGAUAUUAUCAAUUUCUUAAUUAUAUUUAUUUAAUAGUAAUUUAUUCAUUUAUUGCCCAAGGUCUUGCAUGGAAUCUGCCGGCCAAGUAGCCUGGAGCCACCAUGCAAAAUACCACAAAUGAAGACGGCAGAGAACCGUACGCCACCUCAAGAGCAGAGCGACGGAGGACACUAUGAUCAUGUAUAAAAAAGGAGUUGUGAGCAAUAAUAACUGUUAAUUGCUAACGCAAUUAAGAGAGGAAGAAAAGGAACUUACGUACCAUAAUGAUGAGCAGGAAGAAGCAGCAGGUGGUGAUGAACAUAAUGAUCAUUAUUAUUAUUACUCUUGUUCUAAUUAUGGCACCGCCGUUAAUCAGUGCCAUGACGCGGAUCGUUAACAUCAACAACAAGGUGAGCAGCGAGAAGGCACUGAUCGUCCACUGUGCAUCCGCCGACGACGACCUCGGGGCCCGCGCCAUGAACUACGGCGAGGCCUACAGCUGGCAUUUCGACGACCACCACGUCAUCCUGCAGACGCUGUUUUGGUGCCACCUGGCGUUGGAAGACGGGCGUCUUUCUUUCGAUGCGUACCAUGAAGGGCAGCCUGAAGGUGGGUAUGAAGUCAUAAAUUGGGAUAUCAAUGAAACUGGGGCCUAUAGCCCUGAUCACUCAUGGUUUACCCUGACGUGGAGGAGGAUUCGGAUCCCUUGAAAUCAUCCACCGUGGAAUAUCGGUUUUUCCCCCCCGGUUGGUUUUGAAAAUGUCAGUUGCCGUUUUUUUUUGGUUGUUCUUCGUGAAGAAUGCAUGGCUGUGGUGGUCCGAGUUAAUUAAUAAGGGAAUCGUCUUUUUUAGUUCGUUUUGGUUAAUGGAGAUGGUAGCGGGCCGUUUCAGAAAACCUCGCUCCGCCGCGAUAACAUCAUCAAUCAUAAUACGACCCUGGGGGUGUAUUUUUUACCAAAGUAACGCAGCAAACGACUCAAUUGAAGAAUCGAUUGAGCUCGAAUCAAGAACGAAGCGCUCUUAAUUAAUACGAACUUGGGAUAAAACGGAACCAACGGACAAUUCCACACCUGGGGAAAGCUCGUAUGGUAUAAAAGGGUAGCUGCUCGACCAUGAUUGAAGAGAAUAUUCAAUCGAUACAAAGCUCACAAGUUUGGAUUCCACCAAACUCAAACAAGUCGCAACUUGCACAAAACCAUAGGUUUGUUUUUCUAUUAAUCAAAGUCUUGCUUUUUACAACGAAAUCGAAGGCUAUUUAUAGCCAAUAAAACCUAAUACAAACCUAAUAGAACUAGGAAACAAUUAAGGUAAAAGUCUUCACUAAAAAGGACACAAAAUUUCGGAUUUAAACUCUCUUUCUUCAAGCACAAGUAAGCUGCCCGCAAAACAGUCAAAAGGCAGCUUUCGUACUAACUUCGCGCUUUUGUUCGAGGCCUUCCCAAACUUCAAUUCUUCAUCCAAUUCCUUCACUUUGUUCACAAACAUACCUAGUUUCAUGUUGUGGAAGCCUUUUGACUUGGAUCUCAUCCAUGCUCCUUGAAUUGAGCUCCAAAGUAGGCUUCACAGAACAAUUUUCUGCCUUAGUCAUUUUCUGGCAGUUUUUCAGUUUUGAGGUAGCAACUUUGAGGCCUUGGAAAACAACAUUAAUGACAUUAUCUGGAUCCACAAAGGAUACCAUUGGAAACAUGGUAACUUUAUCUGUAAAACAAACCCUUAAACUUGAUUUUCCACCAAGCCAAUUGAGAGAACCAUGCCUCCAAAGUAUGUACCCUGAACAUGGAUUUUGACUUAGCCAAAUUCUGCCUUUCUUCUUCCCAACUUCGAUAGCUUCUUUGUCAAGUAAUUGUGACGUGAAUGGUUGGAAAUUUGGGAUCAUAUCAGAUCAGUCUCCCACGCGUUUGCACCGUCGUCAGCCGCUGUUUCUCUCGAGUUACAGUCUUUCGAAGCGAGGUUUAUGGUAUGCUUCAGUAGGUUUAUGGUCUGGCCGGGUCAGUAGUUUGUGUUCAGAAUUUGUAAUGUGCAUGGUUUCUCUACUUUGUGGUAUGCUUUAAUAGAUUUAUGAGAUGGACUUGUGGAUUUAUGAUUUGCAUUAUGUUCAACGCUUGUGGUGUGGUCUUUUUGUUUUCCGGUGUGCUUCAUGAGUGGUGUGGUGUGAUUUGACAUAUCUGUGGUCUGCUUCAAAUAUGAAACGUGAUAUAGGUGUUCGACUAGUGGAUUUGCAGUUUGCACUGUGUUCAACGAUUGUGGUGUUUUUUGUAAUUGUUUUCGGGUGUGCUUCAUGAGUGUUUUGGUUUGGAUUCACAUAUUUGUGAUUUUCUUCAAAUAUGAAACAUGAAGAUUGGUGUUCGUUUUAGACUCGAACAAGCCGAGAACUCAAUUCUUUUUUCCCAAUAUAAUUCUCUACUCUUAAAUAUAAAACGAACGUACAAAUAUACACAGAAAAUCUCAAAACUGCUGACUGCCACCCUUUAGUAAAUCCUAAUCAGCUAAAAGCUCAAUUCCUUAACUGUGUCCCAUUAUUCUAGAUGAUGAUGUUGAUAAUAAUAACAAUAAUAAUUAUUAUUAUUAUUAUAUAGUAACCCAUAAAGCCAAAAUCUGCCUAAAUGAAGAAUACUACAAAUA